GUGUGCAGGGUAAGCAUGGUAUGGUAUCGCAUAUCGCACUGUGUGCAGGGUAAGCACGUUAUCGUAUCGCACUGUGUGCAGGGUAAGCACGGUAUGGUAUCGCAGUGUGUGCAGGGUAAGCACGGUAUUGUAUCGCACUGUGUGCAGGGUAAGACUAGUUUAGCGUCACAUCAUGUGCAGAGCAGUGGAUUGCUUUCUUGUAGCAUAAUGUCACUUGUCACACACACACACACUCAUGACACGUGGCAAAGGAAGCUCUAGCAUCACACAAACAACCUUAAUGCAGCUACACAUAUGUGUGUUUUUGUUGCUAAUAAAAUAUUAUUAUUGAGUAUGUGGUGCCUUGUUUUGUCUAACUCGCCAGUGCAAUUAGAAGGGGAAAUGUACAGCAGUGUUAAUACAGAUAAAUAUAGGGGAGCACCCUGGCCUCAGGAGCUUAUAAUCCAUCUGGGGUGGAACAACAUGCUUGCUGGAUAGGGAAUUGGUAAUUAACAAGCACACUGGGCAUUUUGUGUGUUAUAUAAGUGACAAUGUGUUUUUUGGUUAUGUUUAGUUGUAGAACUGCAGGUCGGUAUCAGAAAAAAUGGUUCGGAUUUUAGCAAAUGGUGAAAUUGUCCAAGAUGACGAUCCUCGGGUGAGGGCAAGCGCCCAUAACAGAGAGAGCAACCCUCGGCAGGGUUUUUUCAACACGGCACAAGGACCACAGCCUGGACCCCAAGCUGAGGGGAGACAGGAGGGACGAUCCCCUUUUACUGAGAUUAAUCAGCAGCUGGUUAACAUGGGAUUCCCAAGAUGGAACCUCGGAAAUCAGGUGGUGGAACCUGUCAUGUCCAUAUUAUUCCUAUUCCUCAUCCUGAUGUUGGGGGUUCGAGGCCUAUUACUUGUGGGUCUGAUUUAUGUCGUCUCACACCUGAGCCAACGAUAAGCACCAUUGCACCAAAGAACAAAAAUUCCACAGCCAACUAUACGCACCAAAUAUCAGAAAUUACAGAGCCAACGUUCAUCACCAUGGUGCUAAAAAGAAAUUCCAGAGCCAACGAUAAGCACCAUGGCCCCAAAGAAUAAUCUGAUGUAUAUGCGUUUAUUUCUUGACUGGACAACACUGUUUGCUGUGGACAUGAUUUGACCAAACUACUAAUUUCCAAUAUAAUAAUAUAAUUUCCAAUCUCUUUUACAUGACCUAUUUUAAAAAUAGACAAAUAUCAUAACUGUAUAAACACAGUACUUCCCAUUGAGUACCUAGUAACAGAUAUCUCCAAAUGUAUGUAGCGCACAAGGUCAUCAUCGCAAAGGUUAACAAUUGUAUGGGAUAAACCUCUUAGUAUUUUCUGUACUAGGGAGCAGAUCUUUAAGUGUAAACAUCCGUAUCUAAUUUAAAGAACAAAAUAUCAAUAGCUACUAACAAUACAACAGGGACAGUAAUGUCAAAAUUAAACUUAAUUGGGUUGACUAGAGCAUGACAUUUUAAACAACGUUCUAGAUUACUUCUAUCAUCAAUUUUGCUUUUUUUCUCUUGGUAUCCUUUGUUAAAAAAUAAUCAUGUUAGCUCAGGAGCGUGCACGUGUCUUUAGCCAUCUGGCAGCAGUGUUUGCAUCAAUGCUAAUAGUAAUGUUAUACAUUGUUACAAACACUGCCUUCAUAGAGUGUUAAAGACACAUGCACGCUCUUGAGCUUCCUAUGUUUACUCUUCAGCAAAGGAUACCAAGAUAAUGAAGAAAAUUUGAUAAUAGAAGUAAAUUGGAAAGUUAUUUACAUUUAGGUAUUCUAACUAAAUUGCAAACUUUUAUUAUUUUUACUUUACUUUCCCUUUAAUUACUAAUAUACAUAUUAUGACAACAGUGAAACAAAAUACAGCCCUCACCAUCUUACAGAUUAGUAAUAUAAGUAAAAUAAAGAAAUAGUUCUUGCAGAGAAGCCACACGCAUUUCGCUAACCAUAUUCAUGACCUGAUGAAGUAGUUACAUACUAGUGUAUUCAUAGCCAGGAUCAUUUCUGUGUUGCACUUACAACUGACCCAUCUAUGCACAUCUCUUAUGGAUUUAUCUGCAAGCUUCUAAGCACUUUUUAAACUUUUAUUAGACAUGCAGUUUUUCCCCAGUGGCAGAACUUUCCACCAGAGAUUGCUUUCUGUUUAAUUCAUUUACUAGCAUUUCUCAGUCUAAAGUUAGACCUUCCUCCCCCCAAAAAAUAUAAUUAUAUCUGGUAUAAAUGUAAGAUUACAGUACUGUUUAAGGUACUAACAGUUUAUUAGAUUAUACAAUUCAAUCAUAAAACCAGCAUUAUUUCUAAAAUAUUUGAUUCAAGAUGUGCAAUUGUUAUUUACUAAGAUUGAAAUAGAAUAGGAAAGUGGAAUGCAUGCACCAUAUUAUUUAUAAGGCUUUGCAGGUGUCAUUUAUUUAACCACGUUUAGCGAUAAGUGAUCAUUCAUAAUAAGACUGUUUGGUCUGAACAGAUUUGGCUACAGCAUCAAAUCUAAAACAUUUAUCCUUACAGGGAACAGAUAUGGACAUUUUAUAUUACAUUGGAAUUGCUAGUUAUAACCUGCACUUAUGUUUUACGGAAAAUGUAAUCUUCCAUUUUUAAUACUUUAAAAAAAAAAAUAAGACUGAGCGAAAAGUUGUCAGCCAGUAGCAUAAAAUAAAUAGUAGCGAGACCAUAAAAUAAGUGGCAGAAAUUACAAUCUGUGACUGAGAAUCUAAAUGAGUUCAUUUCAGAGCUGCUGUACUUAGUGUAGUGCAAAAUCAUCUGGCACAGACAAGAACAUCACUAAUUCCUCCAUAACUAACGCUCACGGGGCCAAUAGAUUGUCAUCAUCAAAUUUGUUUCUAGAUGUGACCUUCUGACGACUAACUUUAAAAUAAAAUACCAAGAGGUUUUGAGAACUUGGCCUGUGUUUAAACGGACAUUCAGAUGCAAACAUGACACACUCUGAUUUGUCACAGCAUUUUACUGAUCCUGUCUAACUAUGGGGUCGAUUCUAAUCUUUCCAAUUCUGUUUUUCGGCUCCCAAUAAUGUGUGUUUCAAGUUUGAAGCAAUCACAAUGCCAACAAUAAUUGUGUUGUGAAAAAAACCUGAUUAACAGUAUCUAGAUCCUCGUGCCAUUAUCUUCUUACAGUAAUAGAAAGUCAGUAAAAAGACAAACCUUGUUCUGUACAAUGAUGUUUGGAACGUUUGCCAGCAAUUUAAACGUUGUCACUUAGCGGUUUCACAAUUUGCAGUAUGAGAACUGUUAAAUUCCCGUUUAUAGAAGAUGUAAUAAGUUGCAGCAACGUUUUUAUGGAAAUUAAUUUCCCACUUUGGUGCAAAAAAAAUAAUUCGGUUUUCUUAAUGAAAUAAAAAAAAUAAUAAUUAAGUUUCAAAAUCAUCAUUGAUCACUUAUAAACAGCAAUCUAUCCAAUUGCAAAACACACAUCGAAAAAAAAAUCUGAAAAAUUGGAAUUGACUCCCAUGUGAUUAACCUCCUUAAAGUGGUUAAAAACAUAGACCAAAAUCUUCACCGGAGCUACAAGCAUUGUGAGUACCCGAUUGGCUCAUGAGCUGCAAUGCUUGCAAUUUCCAAGCUGGACUUUAAGUAUUUUUACACUUUAGUAGUUUAACACCUUUGCAGAGGAUGAAAACCAACUUAUCUGGGAUCAGUAAUACAAAUAAUGCAUGAAAACUACAGACUGCAGUUAUUGCACUAGAUAGAAUACCUUAAAUGUGUCUCAAACCUUUACUGAUACCAUUUAGCAUUAUAUUUAGCAGAUUAUUCUGAAACAUUCCAUAUUAGCAUGUUGUCCUAGCUGCUAUGCAAAUCAUGAGUAAUUUAUUGUAAUGUGUGGGUUAAUGCUAUUUAUUGCAAAUUAUUUCUCAUUAUUUGAACUAGAUCUUUUUAAUAGUCUAGGUGCUUGAUCCUAGGGUGUCGACUUAUGAAGCAGCGGAUGAUGCUUCUGACCCACUCCGCUUCAGGUCCGCCUUGUGCAAUGAUAAAUGCAGACAGCAUAUGAUAUCAGCAUUUAUUGAUGUGCGGAGGACAUCGCCCGCACAUUAGUAAAUCAGCCCCUAAGACUUUUGAAGAUCUGAUUCCAUAAGGUUUGAAAUGUGCCUUCUCCAAAACAGAAUCUGGAGCAAAAAACUGGAGGAUUUUUAUACAUUUUGUGUAUUCUGUAAUAAAUGAUGAAACCUUAA
This is a messenger RNA of Bombina bombina (fire-bellied toad), 4168 nucleotides long. RefSeq names its product family with sequence similarity 241 member B (gene FAM241B). Gene Ontology annotation, cellular component: intracellular membrane-bounded organelle. The transcript is spliced from 2 exons. The record is from RefSeq and is a predicted model, not a curated record. Lineage: Eukaryota; Metazoa; Chordata; Amphibia; Anura; Bombinatoridae. Bases 584 to 925 code for a protein of 113 amino acids.